Megalops cyprinoides (Indo-Pacific tarpon) is the source of this 865-nucleotide messenger RNA. RefSeq lists its product as uncharacterized. NCBI's taxonomy places the organism in Eukaryota, Metazoa, Chordata, Actinopteri, Elopiformes, Megalopidae. The transcript is spliced from 4 exons. The record is from RefSeq and is a predicted model, not a curated record. The coding region runs from base 97 to 771 and encodes 224 amino acids.
UUUUAUCGCUUCUGUCUGUGGUCAAGUUGACGGUGAUCAACAGAGCCGUGCUAAAAUUGGCUACGUUUAAAUAAGAUACAUUUAAAACCAAGUGAAAUGGGCAAGCGCGUAGCUGUUGUUUUGGCAGGUUGUGGAGUUUUUGAUGGGAGUGAAAUCCAUGAGGCUUCCGCGGUACUGGUACAUUUAAGUCGGGGCGGUGCGAGUGUGAAAAUAUUCGCUCCUAACAUAGAGCAAAUGCACGUGGUGGACCACCUGAAGGGUGCGCCCACAGAAGAGAAGAGGAACGUACUGGUGGAGAGCGCCAGGUUGGCUCGCGGAGACAUUCAAGACCUGGCCCAGCUCAAUGUGAAGGAACUGGAUGCAGUUAUUAUCCCCGGUGGAUUUGGAGUGGCAAAGAACCUGUGUAGCUGGGCAGUGGAAGGGAAGGAUUGCUCAGUGAAUGAGCAGGUGAAGUCCACGCUGCAGGCUUUUCACAGUGAAGGCAAGCCUAUUGGCCUGUGCUGCAUCUCCCCUGUCCUGGCUGCCAAAGUCUUCCCUGGCUGUGAGGUCACGGUAGGCCAUGACCAGGAUGAAAGGUCCCCAGACGUCCCGGAGACCGCGUGUGCCAUCAGUCAGCUGGGCUGCAAGCACGUCUGCAAGAACGUCAGCGAGAGCCACGUGGACGAGAAGAACAAGAUCGUCACCACCUGCGCCUUCAUGUGCAAGGCUCCGAUCCACGAGAUAUUCGACGGCGUCGGGGCCAUGGUGCAAGACGUGCUGAAGCUCGCAUAACUCCAUGAGCGAAAAAAACCUCGAAACUCCAGUGCUCGUGUCAUUGAAAAAUAUGCCUCUUGUUUUUUUUUUAAAGAUAUCAAGAAAUAAACAC